This is a messenger RNA of Pteronotus mesoamericanus, 5750 nucleotides long. RefSeq names its product WASP family member 2 (gene WASF2). Bases 513 to 2012 code for a protein of 499 amino acids. Gene Ontology annotation, biological process: actin cytoskeleton organization; positive regulation of Arp2/3 complex-mediated actin nucleation. Gene Ontology annotation, molecular function: Arp2/3 complex binding; actin binding; protein kinase A regulatory subunit binding. Gene Ontology annotation, cellular component: SCAR complex; lamellipodium; cytoskeleton. The transcript has 11 exons. NCBI's taxonomy places the organism in Eukaryota, Metazoa, Chordata, Mammalia, Chiroptera, Mormoopidae. The record is from RefSeq and is a predicted model, not a curated record.
GGGAAUCGCGUAAUGGCGGACGCGGGCCGGCUGACCACGGCUGGGGGCGUAUCGCACUGAGGGGGGUCCGGCAGUGUGGCAGCCGGCGAGGUGGCCCGCGGGAACAGAUCCCGGGCGGAGAAGGGUGGCUAGUCGGCCUCUCUGCCGCUGAGGGCGACUUCGCGAGACCAGAGAGAGAGGAAGGGGGAGAGACAAACAUUGAUGCAAGAGAGAACCAUCUGUUGGUUGCCUCCCAUAUGCACCUGGACCCAGGAUUGUACAUGCUCAGACUGGGAUCGAACCCACAACCCAGCUCUGUAAUGGACAUUUUAUAUAUAUUAUACUAUUUAGUAUCGAGGAAAAUUGCCCAAGAUCACACAGCUUCAGGUGUUAGUGUACUAACCCACUAUAUCUCAGCUCUACAACUUGAAGCUGAGAGAGUCAAGAGCCUAGAAGCUUUGCUCAUUUCUAAGUUUAUCUUCACCAGAAGGUUGUUUUUCAUCAUUUAGAACAUUGCCUGAAGCAGGUCCACCAUGCCGUUAGUAACGAGGAACAUCGAGCCAAGGCACCUGUGCCGUCAGACGUUGCCUAGCGUUAGAAGCGAGGAGCUGGAAUGCGUGACCAACAUCAGCCUGGCAAAUGUCAUCCGACAGCUGGGCAGCCUGAGUAAAUAUGCAGAGGACAUUUUUGGAGAGCUCUUUACUCAGGCAAACACCUUUGCCUCUCGGGUAAGCUCCCUUGCUGAGAGGGUUGACCGCCUACAAGUUAAAGUCACUCAGCUGGAUCCCAAGGAAGAAGAAGUGUCCCUACAAGGAAUCAACACCCGAAAGGCCUUCCGAAGCUCUACCAUUCAAGACCAGAAGCUUUUUGACAGAAACUCUCUCCCAGUACCUGUCUUGGAAACGUAUAACACCUGUGAUGCUCCUCCGCCUCUCAACAAUCUUACCCCUUACAGGGACGAUGGGAAAGAGGCACUCAAAUUCUACACAGACCCUUCGUACUUCUUUGAUCUUUGGAAGGAGAAGAUGCUGCAGGACACCAAGGAUAUCAUGAAAGAGAAGAGGAAGCAUAGGAAAGAAAAGAAAGAUAAUCCAAAUAGAGGGAACGUAAACCCACGUAAAAUCAAGACACGUAAAGAAGAGUGGGAGAAAAUGAAGAUGGGACAAGAAUUUGUGGAAUCCAAAGAAAAGCUGGGGCCUUCUGGGUAUCCGCCCACCUUGGUGUACCAGAACGGCAGCAUCGGCUCUGUUGAAAAUAUGGAUGCAAGCAACUACCCACCACCACCACAGUCAGACUCCGCUUCUCCGCCUUCUUCCUUCUCUGAGGACAGCUUGCCUCCACCGCCAGCAGAAUUCAGCUACCCAGCGGACAACAACCAAAGGGGGUCUGCCUUGGCUGGACCCAAAAGAUCCAGUUUGGUCAGCCCAAGCCAUCCCCCACCAGCUCCUCCUCUGGGCACUCCCCCGGGCCCCAAACCCGGCUUUGCUCCACCCUCCGCCCCUCCGCCUCCACCUCCAAUGAUAAAUGUCCCACCUCCACCACCACCUGGAGGAUUUGGAUCCCCAGUGACCCCACCGCCACCUUCACCACCCUCUUUCCCACCUCACCCUGAUUUUGCUGCCCCUCCACCUCCUCCCCCACCGCCGGCAGCUGACUACCCAACUCUGCCACCACUUCCCUUAUCCCAACCAACAGGAGGAGCGCCCCCUCCUCCCCCUCCUCCCCCUCCUCCCGGGCCGCCUCCUCUCAUUUACACUGGUGCAGACGGGCAGCCUGCUGCACCGCCGCCGCCGCUCUCUGAUACACCCAAGUCCAAGUCCUCCUUGCCUCCUGUGAGCGAUGCCCGCAGCGACCUGCUUUCAGCCAUCCGUCAAGGCUUUCAGCUGCGCAAGGUUGAAGAACAGCAGGAACAAGAGAAGAGGGAUGUUGUGGGCAACGACGUGGCCACCAUCUUGUCACGUCGCAUUGCUGUUGAGUACAGUGACUCAGAAGAUGACUCCUCUGAGUUUGAUGAGGACGACUGGUCGGAUUAACUCUUUCUGCCUUCUGCCCACCUCUUUUCUUUCUACCUGCCUUCUUUGACGCCUGCCCCAACAGUCCCAUGGGGGGGAAAGGGAGGAGAAAAAAAGAAUUCCAAGGGGCCAAAGCCUUCCCUGAAGCUACCAAAGAUAUAUCAAAGUGCUCCCUCCAAAUCAGCAUGUAUUUUCCACCUCCCAUAGUCAGGCCCCACGGGGCCCCUGAGAUAUUCCCUCUUCCCUUCAAGUGACUGUUGCAUAUUGAAGAGAAGGGAAAACCCCAAAGCUGAUCCUUUUGAGUGGGCUUAAAUUGGAGUUGGUGCCUUUCCCUAAAAGCCAUUUUCAACUGUGGUCUUCGCUCAAAAUCCUUGCCCUCAGCUACUUUGAAUAAUGCCAGCCCCCUCUGGUCCUAAAGCCUGCAUGGACACAGCUGGCCCCUUUCCCAUGCACUGAGCAGGCCACAUGCCCCAGCAGCCAGGUUGCCACACCCUUCGGCCCUGGUCAGCAGAGUGAGGCUGCCUUUUGCUAGGCUGUUUCUGUAUUUGCAUCCCUUUAUUCCAGGAGCCAUCAUGCCCCUAAAAAAAGUCUCAACCUUUCUGCCUAGAAAUGAUGCCUUUCGGAAGACUGAGGUGGCCGCCUCCCUCCCAGGCUGCCUGAGGGUGGGGGUUGAGUGUCCUUUAAAUGCCCCUUCCUCUCCCUCAGGUGCCUCUGGGCACCAUAGCCCAGUUAUGACCUCUAAUACCCAUGACCAAACUAGACCUGGAACUGCAGGACUGGAAGAACAGUGGGCCAGUUGGGUCCCACCUUUUUAAUGAUGCUGAAGUCUAGGGAUGGGAACUGACUUGCUCAAGGUCACGCAGUUGGAUCGUGACAAGGCUAGAGCCCCGGGUUUCUGAUUCCAAGUCACCUGUGCUUUCUGGGACCAAAUAGUGGGCACCUACUGGAGCCUGGGCAGAGCAGCCUUGACUCUGCUGCCCCAGACCUCACCUUGGUGAGGUCCCAGCGGGAGAACUCAGGGCCUGUGCCAGGCCUGUCGGUGCUGCUCAGACCCUUGUAUGUAGCCUCUUGUAAUUCUGUGCUUCCCCUUUGCUAUCACCAGCCAACCACAUGGCGUUGGGAGCUGCCCUUCUGGGGGACUAGAGGUAGUGAGAGAAGGGAGGGGGUGGGCAGCUUUGACAGGUGCUGUUUUCAAUUCCUCUGCAACUCCUCCCCCUUUUAUUUCCCCAAUUUAAGCAUAGGUUCUGCCAACUGUAGAAACUUCAGUCCCUCAAGCUGGCAGCCACUGCAGGUAGCUGCCUGGGGGGCCUGGCAGCCGUGAGGAGGACUGAAAAGCAGAGGGACUCUGGGUCUUGUUUCCAGCUCCCCUCCUCACUACACACAGUGAUGUUCCCUCCCUCCCUCCCUCCCCCUUUUUCCCAGAGCUAAUACACAGGUGCUAUUAUUCAGAAAAAAAACUGGUCAGCUUUGGCCGGCAGUGAGGCUUCUUCUCUUCUGCCCUAACUAUUGUGCAGCCUCUUAUGCAGAAACCGGCUUCUCCUGGCUUCUCCUGCUUUCAGAGCCCUGAAACAAAGAGAAACAGGAUCUGUCUCUACCCAGCACAGCAAAUGGUUAUAGUAAUUGCCAAAGCCUUCAUAAACCCCUCCGGCUUGAGGAGAGUGUGUAAUCAUGGGUACUGCCGCUGUGCCCUGGCUGAAUGCUCCCCCUCUGCCUUUUUUUCCUUGAACUAGGGCCGAGACUGAGCUUGUAGGGCCAGCACGCCCUCCUGUUGGGACUGCUCCGGAGUGUGCCCUCCUCCCUCUCCCCAGGUCAGGUGUCUCUGGCACAGGGCCAGCACCUGGCUCUGGUGCUGAGCACACCAGGCUGUGUGUGCCCCUCCCUUGCUUCCCACCUUGCACUUCGGAAGCUGAAGGUACAUUUUUCAGAACCCUAAAAUGGCCGUGGAAGGUGCCCCUGGCUGCAGCCCAGGAGUGGCUGGAGAGACAGGCAGAGGGCAGUGGUUCCCCAAAUAGGAGUCCUGGGGCCUGGCCAGGCCAGGGUUUGGGCCUAAUGGCUUUGACCGAAUUACCCCCAUCCCCCUCUUUUCCGGAAAAGGGGGGAGCCAGUGCCACUCUGACCUUGAAGGGGGCGGUGUUGGCCUGGCUUCUGGAAUGGACAGUCCAGGAUGGAAAGGUCUGGGGGCAGGAGGAGGUGGGGAGGGGCACUGCUUGCGGAAGGUAGGAUUAGAUCAUUAGCUCAGUGACCUCCUAGGGUUUCGAUGUGCUGUGUUCUCAUCCUACAGCUGGUUUGGUAAUGAUCUGCAAGUCCCGGAGAGCAACAGCACAGCUCUGCCUGACGCUCUCAUUAAAAUCUAUGCAGCCAAGCUCGGAGCUUUGUAGCAGCCGGCCUUGGGAAGCCUCCUCAGCUGGGGGGUGGGCUGGGGCCCAGUCAGCUGGGAGGCCCUCUGGGCUCUACUUAUGCAUGUGUGCACCCCGCCCCCCAUGCUUCUUUAAACCCAGAGCCCUGUAAGAUGAUAAAGGACCUAUGCAGGUAAUCAUGUGUCUUUGGAAUCCUGUAUUUGUAGAAUACAAAGUUUAGUGAUUAUUUAUACUGGGCCCGUAAGGACUCAAGUACUGAAGCCAAUGAGCCACCUCCUUUCCUGGUUUGCUCAGCCCAGGGGACCUGCCCCCAUUUCUGUGGCCCAAGGGCCCAGCUUCCAGCCAACAGGCAGUGUCAGAAGUGACUGGGGGCUUUGCCCAGGUUAUGAGAUGAGUACAUUCCAAAGGAGCAGCCUCCGGGAGGGGGCAGGCUCUUCAUCCCUUGGAAGCUCAGCAGCCAACCCAAGCUCCCGCUUGCCUUUGGAAGCUCAAGUGCCCUCAGAAACGACCCUGGCCAAUGUCGCCGCAGAGCUGAGGCAGUGUUGUCAGGGCUAAUGUGAAAUCUCUUCCCGUGGCGCCAAUCCUCCGGCUCGGCAGUGCCAGCUUGGACAGAUUCAGGUCUCUGUGGCUUUGGUGACCCUGCUUAAGCAUUCCCAUCGUGUCCCUCUGCUCUCAGAGUGCCUCCCACUGCAGCCCCUCACCUGACUGGAGGGCCUGGGGAUGGGGCAGUGGCCCAAGGCCAGGGGCUCUUGCUCAGGAGACAUGUCAGCCUUCCUUGGGACAUCAGGCUUUGAGCUCCGCUGGGGUCCAGCGGACCUGGGGACCAGGUGUUGCUCAGAGACACGCCUUGUUCUGUGCCUCAGUGAGUGCUAGGGAACAAUGUAUAUUAACUUUACUCAGUUAACUCACUUGAGAAACUAACCAAUUUUUACUUACUGUCUAGAAUGAUGUACGUGUAGGAGAGUGAGCCAUAAUGCUCCCAAAGUGCCUUUUCUCUGAUAUAAACAUAUUUAUAAGGACCUAUUCCAGUGGAUUCUUAGGUGUGUUCACCACAUCAAGAUUUUAGAGAGUGAGCAUAGCACAUACGUAGUGGGGAUACAGUCUGAAAAUGUGUCCCUUUCCCCCAGGGUUGGGAAAGGAGCUUCAAUUAGAGAUCUGAGCAGUGGGCUUAGGUCAAAUCCCAAAGUGACCCCUUUCCCUUUGCCGUACUACUCAGGUCUUCAGAAGGAUGUCCAGUUUUUUAAAGCCCUGUGGCUCCCAGCCUGGUCUUGCUUCCCUGCCAGGCUUGUGUGUACCACAUUAGCUCCCCAGUGACCUGAAAGAUGUCAUGUAACUGUAUACAAGCCAAUAUUUUAAAUAAUUUGAUAAAACCUUUGUAGCCACUCAGCCACCUCUGGGGUGC